Dreissena polymorpha is the source of this 2573-nucleotide messenger RNA. Its product is annotated as ectoderm-neural cortex protein 1-like. The record is from RefSeq and is a predicted model, not a curated record. NCBI's taxonomy places the organism in Eukaryota, Metazoa, Mollusca, Bivalvia, Myida, Dreissenidae. The coding region runs from base 386 to 2356 and encodes 656 amino acids. Gene Ontology annotation, molecular function: protein binding. The transcript is spliced from 3 exons.
AUUAAUUUGAUCAAUUUAUUCAAACUGUUAACCUAUACAUGACUUAUUAUUAUCUUAAUCAAAUCAUGUGCACUCGACAUAUCGAUAUCGUUAUGCUAAUGAAUUCAUGAAAUGUUUCUAAAUGCAUUUAUACAUAUUAUUAAAAGGCAUGGAAAAAACUGCAAUCUCUUGUAUUCAUAUUUACAUAUAAGUAAAUAUAGCCAGCGCACUUUACGCUGUAAGAUCGUGUUAUCGGGUAGAGUUAUAUAAUCGGUAUUUUGUGUCUUUGUAGUAAGUCGAUAUAGUACAAAGCGUUUUUGUACACUGCGAAAAACAUGCAACUUGAAGUGACUUCGGACGCAUACAUGCAAUAUGCGUUAUUUUGUUUGGCAGAAAUUAGUUUAGGAUGGCUAGUGGAAAAGAAGUUGCAGAUGAAAAGAAUAUGUCUGUUAUUCUACACAAAGGCCUGACAUCAUUAUGGCUGGAUGAAGUUUGCACCGAUUUUGAAAUUGAAACUGAUACAAAAACAUUCCGCUGCCACAAAGUAGUUCUUGCUUCCGUCUCGGACUACUUUCGCGCCAUGUUUAAUUCGGGAAUGUCCGAAAUGGCGAGCAACAAGGCGACGUUUGAAGAUAUUUCUGCAGGAACAUUUGAUAUGCUGUUUACCAUUCUUUACUCACUAAAGCAGGGCAAGACUGUGUUUGACAAUAAAACAGAUGAAGACGUUUCAGAACUUCUUAAAGUAGCCAACCGAUUUCAAAUGAAAUUUCUAGAAGACAUGUGCGUGCAUUUCUUAGAAUACAGCAUGACUGUUAGCAACUGUGUAGAACGAUGGAAGACAGGUCAAUUAAUGUUAUGUGACCAGGUGACCGGGAUGGCGCAGGAAUUUAUUCUUGAAAAUUUCGAUUCAAUAAUCAAGGAGUCCAUUUUCUUGACCUUAGAAGUUGAUGACCUGCUUGACAUCCUGAGUGAUUUAAAUUUAAACGUUGACAAAGAAGAGUCGGUGUGGUCGGCAAUUAAGAAGUGGAUCGAUUUUGACAAAGACGCCCGCGAAAAACAUUUUAUGGCGCUUUUGAAGACUUGUUGUCUAUCGGAAAUUAAUAACGAUUUUUUAGUUGAAAAGAUAGCAUUUGAACCUAUCGUAAGACGCAAUGACGAGGCGUCUGCCUUAGUUCAGGAGGCACUGUCUGUUUCGAAACAUCCGGGUGGCCAUGGCAACAUCGAAUUAACAUUUCGAAAUUGCUCCAAAAAACAACAGACGCUUAUUCUGUUAUGCGAAGAUGACGAACGGUCGAAGACUGAUGGCGAUAUAAUCAAGCGUUGCGCAAUAGAAGAAAUUGAUGUGAAUGUAUACUCAAUAGAUAUUUGGACUGACAGAUGUAAAUCGCUACCACCGUUGAAAGGUGUGGGGAAAAGUCUGGCUUGCUGCGUCCAUGGCGAAAGUUUGUACGUGGUCGGCGGACGACGUGGCACGUUGACGAGGUAUAACGGAAACUCACAGACGUGGAAAACGCUGAGCGAAUUGUCGACGCCUCUUCAAGGUCACACAAUAUCAGCGACCGACACAUGUAUGUUCGUGAUGGGUGGGAAAUCCAAAUUUCACGCAAAUAACAAGGUGUAUGCGUACAGUUUCGAUACAGAAAAGUGGACCGAGGCGGGAGAACUGAUGGCGCCCGUUUUCGGAGCAUCUUCAGUCGCUGUUAAAGGCAUUAUUUACGUCAUCGGCGGAGAAUUCAGACGCGAACCAACAGACUGCAUUCAGACGUACGACCCACUAGAGGAAAUAUCCAGUAUAUUAUGUUCCCUACCAACCCUUUGCGCAUUUUCGCGGUCCGUCUGUCGCGGAGAGUUUCUGUAUAUAGUAUCAGCAAGGGGCGAGGUCGUCAAAGUGUCCACCGAGACAGCGAAGUGCGAAACGAUUGCAUCCAUUCCUCACUUCAACCGCACUAAUUUCGGAAUCGAUCUUCGAAAUGGUAAAUUAUCAAUAUUUGGUGGCAAGUCGCAUGCUGUGGCCCGAAAGACUGAAGCAGAGAAUAGAAACACUGGUUAUAGCGAUGCUGCGGAACGGGAUACAGAAGAAGGCGACGUUGCUGCGGAACGGGAUACAGAAGAAGGCGACGAUGCUACUGAUGGCGCGCGGUCUUUAAGAACGAAACAAGAUUUGAGUUCCCAUGAUGACCCGCUUGUUCCUGACGUCCCACCGGACCGUGCAGUCCUUGUCGUGGACAUUAAGACAGGCGAGAUAACUUGUGGGAAACCUCUCACUACCGGCAUGGAGGUGCUGGGAUGUGGACUCCUUGUACAUACGCGAAAAUCCGUGAAACCAAUUCAGAUUGGGCCUCACAAACCAAUCGGUCGCAAAAUACCCGGCACAUAAAUAAACUGCAUGUCCUGCAAUUGUCAUCUCACUACGUCCCAAAUAUACCCCAAAUGUACUGUGAUGCAUCAAUAUUUACUUAUUUAUCCUAUGAUACUGUAAUACAUGUGUAUAUGCUGAAAUAACAAUAUUUUAUACAUUUAAAAUCUUUAUUUUCACUACAGCUGUGUUGCUUAUGCGCACAAUACAUAAAAUACUUGCCUCCAAUUGUUAUCAA